This is a messenger RNA of Ananas comosus (pineapple), 634 nucleotides long. RefSeq names its product cytochrome c oxidase subunit 6a, mitochondrial-like. NCBI's taxonomy places the organism in Eukaryota, Viridiplantae, Streptophyta, Magnoliopsida, Poales, Bromeliaceae. Gene Ontology annotation, molecular function: enzyme regulator activity. The record is from RefSeq and is a predicted model, not a curated record. The coding region runs from base 66 to 374 and encodes 102 amino acids. Gene Ontology annotation, cellular component: mitochondrial inner membrane. The transcript has 4 exons. Gene Ontology annotation, biological process: mitochondrial electron transport, cytochrome c to oxygen.
AUAUUGAGAAAAGGGUUCGUUGAAUCGAAGAGUCGAAAGGUUAGAGAAGAAGAAGCGAAGCUCACAUGGCGGCGCCCAUGGCGAGAUCCGGUCUCCGAUCGCUGAUCGAUGCGGCGAAGAAGACGACCUCCUCCCCCUCCACCAAGAGGGCCUUCUCCUCCUCCGCUCGCCACGACGACGCUUACGAGGCUGCGAAAUGGGAGAAGAUCGCGUACGCGGGGAUCGUGACCUGCACCAUCCUCUCCAUUUACAACUUGUCCAAGGGCCACCCUCAUCAUCCCGAUCCCCCGGCGUACCCGUAUCUGCACAUCAGGAACAAGGAAUUCCCCUGGGGACCUGAUGGCCUUUUCGAGGUGAAGCACGCCGAGCAUUAGCACACUCUACGGGCGUUCUGCUCUAUGUCUGACUAUUUUCUCUAGUCGAUCAAGUGAAAUUUGGCAUGCCUGCGGCCAAACCAAAUAAAAAUUCUUGAACUCUGGUGUUGAAAAAUUAGUUUGAGAGUUCACCUGUUGUCCUUAUGUCUAUUUUCUGGCAGCAAAUCGUUGUAAGAUGAUUUAUGCUUUGAUUUCUAGUGGAAAACAUUAUGCUUUUGUGGUAGAAUAAUAUUCUGAUUAGUGCAUUUGAUUUUCAUUUA